AUGGGCGGAGCGCCGUCCGUUCCCACCGAUCCGUCCCGGAGGAUCCAGGUCAUCGGCGCGGGGUACUCCCGGACCGGAACCGUCUCUCUGCAGCUGGCGCUGGAGAAGCUCCUCGACGGGCCCGUGAUGCAUGGCGGCACGCAAGUUCUCCAUCGCGAAGAUGCAUACUGCAAGAAGCUCGCGCAGGCGUACGAGGCCAAGCGCGCCGGCGAUAAAGCGCGACUCCACAGGCUGCUAGAAGACAUUUUCGCGGGGUACGUCGGGUGCACCGACAUGCCGCCGAUCGACUUUAUUCCCGACCUGCUGGAGCUGUACCCGGACGCCAAGGUGGUAUUGACGACACGGGACAACGAAAAGUUUGCGAAAAGUAUCCAGCUGGUAGGAAGCAAUGCCUCCAUAUGGUGGCUGCCGUACGUGAUGUGGCCGGUUCCCGGCUGGCGCUGGUUCCCGACGCUGGUGAAUGAGUUCACCAACUCGGCGAUGAAAAUCAAGGGCCCGACAGAUGGCCAGGACCAUUAUCACUCAAUACUUCCGAACUGGAAUCAUUCGGUGCAGCAGAUGGUGCCGGCUGACAAGCUGCUCAUCAUGGAUCUGAAAGAAGGGUGGGAGCCUCUGUGCAAGUUUCUGAACGUGCCUGUUCCUAAUGAGCCGCUGCCGAGAGCGAAUGACGCGGCUGCAAUUGAGAAGACCGCCCAAGAGGUCAUUGUCAAGCUGAUGGGCAUAUGGAGCGGUAUGUUUGCGGCGUCUGGCGUGGUUUCAUUUACCGCUUGGAAGCUUUGGAAGACCAGGUAG
Colletotrichum chrysophilum is the source of this 792-nucleotide messenger RNA. RefSeq lists its product as uncharacterized. The transcript is spliced from 3 exons. The coding region runs from base 1 to 792 and encodes 263 amino acids. Lineage: Eukaryota; Fungi; Ascomycota; Sordariomycetes; Glomerellales; Glomerellaceae. The record is from RefSeq and is a predicted model, not a curated record.